ACUCGCAAAUCCCUCUUUCUUAAACAACCUUUUACAAUUAAACAAAACGUCACCGAUCUCGACCUCAACCCACCACCACCACCACCACCACCCGCUACCUUCUUCCCGUUGACCUCCAAUUGCCGUCGCCAUGUUUUUGCAACGCUCCGCCGUAGCCGUGGCACGCCGCGCCGUUGUGUCUCCCGUUGCCAGACGAAGUUUUGCAGUCUCGGCCAUCCGCCGAGAUGCGAAGAACGUCGAGCUUCGUACUAGCACCGGUCAGAAGAUAAAGACUUUCCACGAGAUCCAGUCCGAAGAAGACUUAAUCGGACCCGGUGCCGCCCCCGGUACCGUCCCUACCGAUCUCGAGCAGUCCACAGGUCUGGAGCGAUUGGAAAUUCUUGGAAAGAUGGAGGGCGUGGAUAUCUUCGAUAUGCGACCUCUUGAUGCCUCGCGGAAAGGAACUCUCGACAACCCUAUCCUAGUCAAGUCUGCUGGUGACGAGCAGUACGCUGGCUGCACUGGCUCCCCCGCCGACUCCCACAUUGUCACCUGGCUUGGCAUGUCCCGCAAGCGACCCAUCGAGCGAUGCCCCGAGUGCGGCAGUGUCUACAAGAUGGAAUAUGUCGGACCUCAGGAUGACGGCCACGGACACGGCCAUGAUCACCACGGCUACGAGGAGCCCAAGACCUUCGCUGACUUUGUCAAGCCUAGCUACUGGUGAUCAUGUUUUAUGACGUAAAAGUCGGAACGGAGUUAUGGCUGCAUAGGGGAAGGCGGCGGCUGUAGAAUUGUAUAUUGCUGAAGGCUGCACGUAUAGAAAUCGAUGAACAUUGCAGCAGCUACAUGGAUCAUGCAUAUGAUAUGUUGUGGUUCUUGGUUUAGUUCCCUUGCCGAUUAGAGCUUGCAUAAUAUGGUUCGUGAUAGAAUUCUGACUUGUUACUUGUGACGUUUCGAACGCAUGACGUCGGGUAUAAACCUAUCUAUCCGUACUUGGGUUAUGCCUGCUUAUUUUUAUCAUUUAUACCUUAUAUUUCCUUGUUGACAUUGAUGAAAAUGAGACAUAGGAAGGUGG
Molecule: messenger RNA, 1054 nt
Organism: Daldinia loculata
Lineage: Eukaryota; Fungi; Ascomycota; Sordariomycetes; Xylariales; Hypoxylaceae
Product: COX5B-domain-containing protein
Exons: 5
Coding region: 131-703 (190 amino acids)
Biological process (GO): mitochondrial electron transport, cytochrome c to oxygen
Cellular component (GO): mitochondrial envelope
Source: RefSeq, a predicted model, not a curated record